Messenger RNA from Drosophila ficusphila, 2324 nucleotides. RefSeq names its product zinc finger and SCAN domain-containing protein 12. The coding region runs from base 173 to 2272 and encodes 699 amino acids. NCBI's taxonomy places the organism in Eukaryota, Metazoa, Arthropoda, Insecta, Diptera, Drosophilidae. Gene Ontology annotation, cellular component: nucleus. The record is from RefSeq and is a predicted model, not a curated record. Gene Ontology annotation, molecular function: zinc ion binding. The transcript is spliced from 6 exons.
AAGAGGCCGCCGGUAUGGUAACUUUUCGCAAACCCAGGCACGGUCUCACUGUUUUGAUCACAAAAGAGCGGUAUAAAGCAUAAAUUGCAUUGUUUUUGCGAAAAUUCUUUAAAAAUAAACAAAACAAACGAAUUAUCCGGCUGAGGGAAGCAUUCCAACCAACCGGAGCGCCAUGGACGCUGCCAAUCCCGCUGCGGAUCCCGCGCUGGUAGCCAUGAACAAGCUGAACAAGAGUUCCAAAUGCCGAGCAUGUCUGUCGGUGGAACGGAAAACCGUGCAGCUGAGCGCCCAGGUCCCCAAUCUCCAGAAGUCACGCACCUACGCCCAGAGCCUGAAGCAGUGCACCAACCUGGACCUGCGGGUCAUCAGUCCCGGCGGCUACUUGUGGCCCAUGCAGAUCUGCGUCCGUUGCUGUCGCGCUUUGGAGGUUGCCAUGCACUUCGUGGAGAUGGCCCUUGAAUCGAAUCUCAAGCUAUACGCCGAGGCCAAGAGCGUGAAGUUACCCAGCCCUACUGGUGAACUGAAGCGAAAGGCCAGCAGCGAGACACUCCACUGGAACCAGUUUAGCCAAGAGUUUGAGCAGUUCGUCGAUGGCUACGAAGGGGUAUCGACAGGUCCCAUUGAAGAGAAUGUCCUGUACAUGCGAGGAGCCAAAAUGCCACGGCUGGAUGCCGACGUUUCGGGCAGCAGUAAGCCUCCAAAAGAAGAUGAAGUUAUCCUUUUCGAUGUCAAAUACGACACCAACGAUCUGGAGGAGGAGGACGAGAAUGACGGCUCGGAUGCCAAGAACAAUGAGACUUUCUUUGAGAGCAGUAUUACGUCAGGAGAUGGACAAGCCAAUACUUCUAUUGCCACAUCAAAGGGCAACAAAAAUGGAGAGAAUAAUAAUAACUACAAAAUUAAUAAUAAAAACGGCAAUAUGUCUAGACUAUCGACGGAUGUGGAGGGCGAUCUUAUACAACGUGCUCUGUACAUGACACUGAACGAUAAUGGCAGCAGCACAAGUCCAACAGGAGAGUCCCACACUGAAACUCCACCUAAGACUAAUGGGACAGAAGACCCUUCUUCACUAUUAAUCCAAGAAGCCACCACUAGCAGUACGAUGGCCAAUAUACCAAUUCUAAAAUGCAAUAUUUGCCAAUACACUCAUACCGGUGCCGAGCAGCUGAGAGAUCAUUAUAAAAGUGUUCACAAAAUAUCUAUGACAGAAGAUGAUAUAAUCGGCAUAAACAAAAAUCAAAACUUCAAGUGCCGACCUUGUAAUAGCUAUGAGACGAAAGAUAGGAAUGAAAUGCAGAAACAUCUCAUUGAUCACCAUAAAAUAGAUGGUGAUUUUGAAAUGUACUGCUAUAUGCAGGCCAACUGUCCGGCUUGUGACAGAAUCUUUAAGGAUCGGCGGUCGGCCAGGAAGCAUUACACUCGGGUGCACACUCAGGUGCAGGUAGUAGUACCUCCCACGGAAACAUAUGCGUGCAAUGUCUGCGAAAAGGUGUUCAACCAGAAGGCCAGCCUGCACAGCCAUCAGAGGUUCUGUCAAGUGAAGGAUGUCGUACAUUGCACCUUCUGCGAUCAAGAAUUCAGUAGUGUUCGCAAGUACGAGCUGCAUCUGCAGCAAUUCCAUGCCGUGGAGACGCUACACGAGUGCGAAAUCUGUCACAAGAGCUUCAAGAACGCCGAUACUCUAACCGUGCACCGUAAGCGCCACUCAGAACGUCACUUUCAAUGCGACAAGUGCCCGCUGAAUUAUGUGAACUCAGCGGAAUUGCGGGUGCACUAUGAACGGGCUCAUGUGAGCGAGGAGCAGGUGAGUUGCCUCAUCUGCGGCAGCCAGUUCCAAAAUAUGGCCCUGAUGCGCGAGCACGAGCAGAGGAGCCACCAGAAGUCGAAGGUAUGGCGCUGUGAAGUCUGCAACUUUGAGGCGAAGUCCAGAUGGCAUAGGCGUCAGCACCAAUUUGAGCACAUGGAGUAUCCAUACAAGUGUCAGAGCUGCCCCUGCGAGUUUACUAAUCGCAGCAAGUUUCGUCAACAUUCCAAAAAGAUACACGGCACCGAGCUGAGCGACGAGCAGUUGGCGGAGAUGUUCCGCGAGAAGAAAGGCUAUACAAAUCGCCACGAUGCGUUUAACAAAUCGAACAACUCCCUGGAGAUUCCCGGUUUUACGGAGGACUGCUUCACCGAGCUAAGGAGCCUCGGCGUGGACUACGACGAUAUCACUACGGAUCUCUUCGCCAGCUCAACCGCCCUGGACAACCUGCUAAACCUGAUACCCUAAGCCAAUCCGGAUCCAUUACCUGAAAAGAAUUUACAAAAUCUAACGGCACAAA